Messenger RNA from Myxocyprinus asiaticus (Chinese sucker), 2697 nucleotides. RefSeq names its product 28S ribosomal protein S31, mitochondrial-like. The record is from RefSeq and is a predicted model, not a curated record. The transcript is spliced from 7 exons. Gene Ontology annotation, molecular function: structural constituent of ribosome. Gene Ontology annotation, cellular component: mitochondrial small ribosomal subunit. NCBI's taxonomy places the organism in Eukaryota, Metazoa, Chordata, Actinopteri, Cypriniformes, Catostomidae. The coding region runs from base 83 to 1360 and encodes 425 amino acids.
CGCCUGACGAUGACGGACUGUUUAUUGCGCUGCACGAGGAAGCGUGCACGGACGACAUUGAGGGCUUCUGAGAGGAGUAAUUAUGUAUAGAAGAUUAUUAUUAAAUAUUCAUCAAGUCCGAAAUGGAUUAAUUCAUACACAGAAUCCACGGUUACCUUCCACGAAAUGUAAAGAGAGAGAGAUUUUUGCUCCAUUUUUCUGGGUCACAGGUAAAGCAAGCCAGAGGCCAUUAUCAACCAGUAGCAUCUCUUUUAGUGAAAAUAAAGAGGGCUUCACGUCUCUGUCAGAAGAGAAAGGUAAGAGACUAGAGGAGAAUGAGGCUAAAGCAGAGGUUAACAAUGAUGGGUACACAACAGUUAAUAUCGGGGACACUGAAAUUUCAAAAGUGGCAUUGACAUCUCAGUCGGAGGCUAAACCCGAGGACAGCAAAGAGUCGGAGAAGACAAAAACAGGAAAGGAGAGUCUUCUGGAGCUGCUAGGCGCCAUGAAGGUGGAGGUUACAACCAAACGUAAAUUAAGUUCCACAAAGAUUCCCAGAAAUACAGAGAGGCCAGAGCCGAGGUCCAUGGAAAGUGUGCACCGCAUGUUUCAGCAUGCCACAAAUGAGGGUUCACAACAGCGAGAGACCUUGAAUCCGGCACUGGUUGCUGCAGCCUCUGCAGCUGCAUCCACAUUGCCCAACAGUCAUCAGGCUGAGUCAGAGCUCCUUCAGCAGCUGAGAAAACAUGAAGCCAUACCUGACACCCAGAGGAGAACAGAGGGACAGAACAUAGGAAACAUAAUUGCUGAUAUGAAAGUUGGAAAAAGGCAGAAUGACAGAACAAUUGCCAGGCCUAACAGUCAAAUUCGCUUUGACGAUGAUGGUAGGGGAUAUACUCAAGACCGAGGCAUUACCGGUGAACUUGAUGCAGUCCGCAGAAGGAAGAGUCCUUUCACUGGUAAGAGGCUGAACAUCUUCACUGCAGGUGCUGAGCAAGAUGCAGUAUCAGAUCUAGGCCCCACCCUUUGGGACAUUGAUCUAACCAGUCAGAUUGUUCAGUCGACAAAUCAAAUGCCUCGGAAUGGCUUUGAGGAGAUGAUCCAGUGGACCAAAGAGGGCAAGCUUUGGCAAUAUCCAAUCAACAACGAGGCUGGCCUGGAGGAAGAGGCAAGUGUGCCCUUCCAUGAACAUGUCUUUCUGGAGAAGUACCUUGAUGACUCAUUCGCCCGGCAGGGCCCAGUCAGGCACUUCAUGGAGCUUGUAAUUACUGGCCUUUCAAAGAAUCACCAACUCACAGUUCAACAGAAACGGGAGCAUAUCGCCUGGUUCAGAGACUACUUCCAGCAGAAAGACAAUGUUCUCAAAGAGGCAGAGGCAUAACUUAGGAACUGUGGAUUGUAAAAUGCAAAGAAGUUAACAACCAUCUGAUAAAACCCUAAUUGGAAUCAUGAAAUCGUGGCAAGAAAUAUAACUAACUGAAAGUAAUAAUUGUGAUUGCUUCUUAAAUGGUCAUCUGUGUUGUAGUUUACAAACUAUUUACAUUUACAAAUAUAUAUAUAAAAAAACCUGUUUUCCAAGAACUUGCCUGGAUAUUGUGUAUGCAGUGUUGUAAUAUAUUUGUAUACCACUUUGUUCCAAGGCAGCUUUAGGAAGAAUAGUACCUUAUGAACCCACCUUGAUUCAGCCAAGGUGGUUCGUAAAGUUAUAGAAUUGGAUACUUCUAGAAGAAUUCUGAGAAUGUGGUUCUACUGUAAUAUCUCUUUUAGAAUAUUUUUGCCAUGGCAUCACUGGUGAGUGAAGCAUAAGUGUACAACAUUAUACAGCAUUUAGUUCCGAUCCUCAGAACUACAUUGAUCUCUUAUCCGUGGAAGUAAAUUGAUAUGAACUUUAUCAUAGAAUUGCAGCCUUGUAUAUGGCCAGUUUGUAGAUUAUUUGGCACAACUCUUGCUCGUGUGAGAUCGCUUAAUUCUAAAAUGUUGCAAAAGUGCUUUUUCAAAAAGUUUGAGUGGAGUAUACUGUACAAGCACUUACCAGGAAAAUACACAGCUUUUAACAUUUAAGGAAAAAAGAAUCCUAAAUUCAGAUUUGGUAGAGAAUCUUUUGCAUAUCUAUUGAUUAAUUUCUUUCAAAAUAACGGUAUACAGAUUUGCAGUCACAUGUGAAAGCACACUGCAAUUGGCAAUGCCUCAAAAAUCAGAGCUCUUGUUAGAUUUCUCCUUGAAAAUUAUUAGAGCUUUAGUUUAGUGAACUUUUAAAAUAAAUUCUCAAUUCAAGAAAUCCCAUGAUUUCACACCUCAGGACAUCUGAUACUUCCAGUUUUAUUCAAAGUGUCUGACUUUAAAGAAUGUACAUUGUUAUAGGAGCGCCACAAACAAGAAUUCAGGUAACUUUAAUAUUUAAACCCAUGGAGCAGAGCUAAUCAACACUAUUCAAAUGACCGCUAAUCAUACAAAGCAGUAUAAUGGCAUCAUUUAACAUGAUUCUUUUAACAAUCACUCUCAGAAAACAGCUAUUCAGACACUAAUGUAUAACAAAGAUGACAAGAGAUGUGGAAAAGUUUAACCAAAGCUAAAAAUCAUAGCAAAGUGAGAGCUUAUUACAUGGUAUAAAUCACAAAAAAUGUAAUCCUAACCCUUUUCAUUUUACUCCAAAAGACCACUGCAGAAGUGUGUUCUCUCUAGGGUACACAAAAUACCAAAAAAAAAAAUUAAAAAUAA